AUGUCAAUAACUGACAAUAUUAAAAUUGAUACAACUGAUAAUCAAUCAGAUGAUACAUAUGCAACACCAAUUAGUCCAUUAUCACCAAAAGAAAAAUCACCAGUUUCAAAUGAACAACAAGAACAACAACAACCAAAAGAACAUUCUGUUAAUGAAAUGCAAUCAUUAAUUCAAUCAUCAAAUGAUUUAACAUUUCCAUUAGAAGAUUCAUGGACAUUUUGGUUUUUUAAAAAUGAUCGACAAUGUGAAUGGAAAGAUAAUUUAAUUCAAGUAACAACUGUAUCAACAGUUGAAAAUUUUUGGUCUGUUUAUAAUCAUUUACAAGUUGCUAGUCGACUUGGUCAAGGUUGUGAUUAUCUUCUUUUCAAAACACAUAUUCAACCAAUGUGGGAAGAUCGAUACAAUCGUACUGGUGGUCGAUGGUCUUUAAAUUUAAAUAAAAGUCAACGAGCUACUGAACUUGAUAAAUAUUGGCUUUUUACAUUACUUUCAUUAAUUGGUGAUCAAUAUACAGAUGAUGCACAACAUGUUAACGGUUGUGUUGUAUCGAUUCGAAGUAAAGGUGAUCGAAUAAGUUUAUGGACAAAAGAUUGGAGAAAUGCUGAAAUUACAAAACGAAUUGGAAGUCGAUUUCGUGAAGUAGCGGAUAUUCCUCGAAAUUUACCAUUAAUUUUUGAAAGUCAUGAAGAUCAAGAAUCAAAACGUGGCGCAACAUCAAAAAUUCUUUUUCGAGCUUGA
Molecule: messenger RNA, 738 nt
Organism: Rotaria sordida
Lineage: Eukaryota; Metazoa; Rotifera; Eurotatoria; Philodinida; Philodinidae
Source: the annotation of a GenBank genome assembly